This is a messenger RNA of Setaria italica (foxtail millet), 1086 nucleotides long. Its product is annotated as dehydration-responsive element-binding protein 1E. NCBI's taxonomy places the organism in Eukaryota, Viridiplantae, Streptophyta, Magnoliopsida, Poales, Poaceae. The record is from RefSeq and is a predicted model, not a curated record. The coding region runs from base 42 to 719 and encodes 225 amino acids. Gene Ontology annotation, biological process: regulation of DNA-templated transcription. Gene Ontology annotation, molecular function: DNA binding; DNA-binding transcription factor activity. The transcript has a single exon.
ACACACAACACACAAUCCAAAAGCGCUUCCUUCACCGAUCGAUGGACUGGGCGUACUCCGGCAGCGGCUACGGCUACUACUCCUCGUCGGGGACGCCGUCUCCCCCGGCGGGCGGCGACGGGGGCGAGAACGCGUACAUGACGGUGUCGUCGGCGCCGCCCAAGCGGCGCGCGGGGCGGACCAAGUUCAAGGAGACGAGGCACCCGGUGUACAAGGGCGUGCGCAGCCGGAACCCCGGGCGGUGGGUCUGCGAGGUGCGGGAGCCCCACGGCAGGCAGCGCAUCUGGCUCGGCACCUUCGAGACCGCCGAGAUGGCGGCGCGCGCGCACGACGUCGCCGCCCUGGCGCUGCGCGGGAGGGCCGCCUGCCUCAACUUCGCGGACUCGCCGCGCAGGCUCCGCGUGCCGCCGCAGGGCGCGGGGCACGAGGAGAUACGCCGCGCCGCGGUGGAGGCGGCCGAGCUGUUCCGCCCGCAGCCCGGGCAGCACAAUGCCGGCGGCUCCGAGGCGGUGGCGAUCGCGGCGCCCGACGCCCAGGGCAGCGGGGGGCUCUGCGGCGACUUCGCUUACUACCCGGUGGACGACGGCCUGGAGUUCGAGAUGCAGGGGUACCUUGACAUGACGCAGGGGAUGCUCAUCGACCCGCCGGCAGCGAACGCGGGGCAGUCGGCGUGGAUCGAGGACGACUACGACUGCGAGGUCAGCCUGUGGAGCUACUGAUCGCGCGUGUUUGGACCGAGCCGGCUUUGGCGCGAACGACCCUUGUACAGUUUAUGGUGUGCUAAUGUGUACUGUUUCCCUGCCGUUCUGACGAAAUGCGAUGCGAUCAGAAGGAGCAGAGGAGUUUGCUUUAGCUUUCCGGAUGCUGCUUCUGCACGUGGCACUGGAGUUAGCAUGGCCAAGGUAGCCUUGGCGCCAGAUAAUUGACACUUGGUGCGGCCGCCCUUUAUUUCAAGUGUAAGAUCACCUGGUGUAAUAAACAGCAGAGUCUGCGGAAUGUUUGAUCCUGCAGGUAGGAGCCGCAGGGAUCUUAAUGAAGUUGCCGUGUGAUUGCCCGAAGAAUUUUAGUGGAAUUUACUUGGAACUA